ACGCAGACGUUCCCAACGAUCGGAUCAAAAAAAAUCAAAUCGGGCAAAUAACCAAUUUGGUGACAAAUAACUUGUGGACUUCUCCGAAAAAUUACUUGGUGUUUUUUUUGAAAAAACAAAUUUUCAUAAUACUAAAGAAAAGGAAAACAAAAUAUUAGCUUGUCACUUCGAGGAGAUCAAGUUCAAGUGCUGAAAUAUAAAAACAAUGAUUACUCUGCGAAAAUGAUUUGCGAAAAUAAUUAAAAAGAAGACAAUCAGCUGUACAAUCAUAUCAAGGACAUUCGAGAAGCAUCCUUUUAAUAAGGCUAUGCAAAUUAUGUGUUAAACCAACUUGUUCAAUUAUUUUGGCGAUGGAUUAUUAGUCAUUGGACAAGACUAACAAAAACCUCAAAAAAGUUGAUCAUGCAUCAUCCAAGCGUAUAAGUCGUUGGCAAUAAAUAACAAAGUCGAAAAUCCGUUUUUGAAAAGUGCUUAGACAAGGCUCUAAAACGGCAACAACAAGUGAAAACCGCUGCAAUUCUAUGAGUUUUGUAAAUUUGAAAGCCAAAACAAUUGAUGUGUUAAUGCUGCCAAAUAGAUAGCAAUCAGCACCAGCCGAUAAAACCAGAGAGAAAACCAAGCGGAUCAAUAAUAUAUAUUUAAUAUAUACAACAAUUUUAAAAGGAAGUAAAGCAUAGAAAUGGCUAAAUUCUUUAUAACUUUGGUGCUGUUAGUGUGCCUGGCCCUGGAGAACAAGAAUGUGUACAAUCGCCUGCACGCAAGAUCCCAUCCGAGUUCCCGAGGCGACAUCUUGAGGCCCCAUCCCAAGCACCAGUCGCAUCCCCAUGUGCAGCACACCUCGCAGCAGCUGCAGCAGCAGCACCACAUCCGCCAGCAGCGAUCCCGCCAGCUGAAGCACCUGGAACCGGAUCCGACCAGCGAGGAGGACGAUGCACCGAUCACCAAGCGGGAGUACUAUGCCCGUCUCCGGCGCCACGUCAUCCAGAAGAGGGAGCACCUGCUGCGGCAGGAGCUGAGCUACAAUCAUCCCGGUUCCCAUGCGGAGCAGUUGAAGGUUCCCCGCCUGUGGCAGCAUCUCAUGGAGCAGGAGGAGAAGGAGCACCCCAUCAUGUUCGGUGAUGCUCCCGAGGAGUCUUCCCUGCCCUCUGAGGAAUCAUCCCUGCCCUCCGAGGAUCCAUUCGAUGGUCUCUCUCCACUGGACUUUGUGCGCAAUGAACUGAUGGCGGAGGAUCGUAAAAAUCAGGCGGAGGAGCUCGAUAUGGAUCUGGAACCAGAGACACCAAUAGAGCUGCCAGAGGCUCAGCCGGGUGAGAGGAAUAUCACCAUUUCGGUGAAGUCGAGCGGGGGAGGAUGUCCCAAGUGCGAGAGCAGCCGCCAGGUGGAGCACAUCACCGAGGAGCAGUUGACCCAUUUGCGCAUCGAGUUCGUCAAGCAGCAGAUCCUGGAGAAGCUGCGUCUCAAGGAGAGUCCCAAGGUCUCCGCCGUGGAGCUGCCCAAACCCAUCUUCGAUGGUAUGACACUCUCCCAUCCGGAUGACAGCACCAAGAACAAGGAGCUAGACGAUUAUUAUGCACGGACUAGCAAAAAGUUCAUACUGCUUAAUAGAGAGGAGGUCGAGUGCAAUCGCUUGGGAGGUGGAAAAUCCAACCCGUCCAUGUGCUUCAGCUUUAAGAUCGACGAUGCCGAUGCCGAGGGCUUUGAUGUCAACACCGCCGUCCUGUGGCUCUUCAAGAACAAACAGAACCGCACCGAGGACAAAGAUUCAUUGAACAACACCAGUUCACAGCAGACAAUUGUCGUAUCCGAGGUGGAGGUGGAUCAACAGAAGGACUCCAAGUAUUUAACGGCCACCAAGACCAUAGCCAUCCAGUCGGUGAAUGUGCAAGAUGAGUGGAUGAAGAUCGACAUUGAGUGGCCCAUCAAGCAUUGGAUCAGCGGUCACGAGCUGAGCCACCUCAUUCAGAUCACCUGCGGGGGUUGCGAGGUCAGCGACAUGGAGGAGAUUAUCUCUGUGGAUAAGGACUAUCGGCCGUUCAUCAUGAUCGACAUGCAGAACCGGCGGAGGAAAAGCCGCCAAAAGCGCAGCAUCAACUGCUCCAGCGGGAUGACAGAGUGCUGUCGCGAACACCUGUACAUAUCCUUCAGGGACAUCGGCUGGAGUAACUGGAUCCUGAAGCCAGAGGGCUAUAAUGCCUACUUCUGCCGCGGAUCCUGCAGCUCGGUGGCGAGUGUUACCCAAGCGGCAUCUCACCACAGCUCCAUUAUGAAAAUUCUCUCCACAAGCGGUGCAAACAAAUCGCUGGAGUUGGUGCCCUGCUGCACCGCCAAACAGUAUUCCUCGUUGCAGCUGGUCGUGAUGGACUCGAGUAAUAUGGCCACCGUGAAGACGCUGCCCAAUAUGGUGGUGGAAUCGUGUGGCUGCAGAUAGUCGGAAAUAUAUAGACCCUACUUAGCCAUCCAUUCAUCAAUCAGCCAAGUUACAAUCACAUAUCGGACAAAUUAGACGUAGACUCGCUCCAUUUCAGUUAGCAUUCAACUACAUUUCUCUUCAACUAAUUUAAACUCAUUUGCCAAGCAUUUACAUUAGCGUUAUAACUUAAUCGUAAUUAUCUGUAGUGCAUGUGCUGCCACUAGUUGUAGUUUAAAGCUAAAGUCAAUGUACUUAAGCACUCGAAGUAUGUAGGUAGUUAGCAAAUAGCUUCAAUUAAUUUAAUAGCGUUACUAAGUGCUGUCUUUUAAUAUGUAAUGUAAUUAUGUUCAUUGUUUAAGUAGCGUAUAUUGAGUUAUUAGCGGAGAAAAGCAUAAAGAAAAUCGAAAAAUAAAA
Molecule: messenger RNA, 2824 nt
Organism: Drosophila subpulchrella
Lineage: Eukaryota; Metazoa; Arthropoda; Insecta; Diptera; Drosophilidae
Gene: daw
Product: inhibin beta A chain
Exons: 5
Coding region: 680-2428 (582 amino acids)
Biological process (GO): SMAD protein signal transduction
Cellular component (GO): extracellular region
Molecular function (GO): growth factor activity; cytokine activity
Source: RefSeq, a predicted model, not a curated record